Pistacia vera is the source of this 411-nucleotide messenger RNA. RefSeq names its product actin-depolymerizing factor-like. Gene Ontology annotation, biological process: actin filament depolymerization. The transcript has 2 exons. NCBI's taxonomy places the organism in Eukaryota, Viridiplantae, Streptophyta, Magnoliopsida, Sapindales, Anacardiaceae. The record is from RefSeq and is a predicted model, not a curated record. The coding region runs from base 13 to 411 and encodes 132 amino acids. Gene Ontology annotation, cellular component: actin cytoskeleton; cytoplasm. Gene Ontology annotation, molecular function: actin filament binding.
UCGUCGUCUGGGAUGGCUGUGAAUGAUGAGUGCAAGCUGAAGUUCUUGGAGCUUAAAGCAAAGAGGAACCAUCGGUUCAUUGUGUUCAAGAUCGAAGAACAGAUUCAACAGGUGACGGUUGAAAAGGUUGGGAGUCCAGAAGAAACCUAUGAUGAUUUCACUAAUUCAUUGCCUGCAAAUGAAUGCCGUUAUGCUGUCUUUGAUUUUGAUUUCACAACUGAAGAGAAUGUCCAAAAGAGCAAGAUUUUCUUUAUUGCAUGGGCACCUGACACAUCAAGGGUGAGAAGUAAGAUGGUUUAUUCAAGCUCCAAGGACAGAUUCAAAAGAGAAUUGGAUGGAAUUCAGGUGGAGUUGCAAGCAACAGAUCCUAGUGAGAUGAGUUUGGAUAUUAUCAGGGGCCGAGCCAUCUAA